CGCACGUCAACAUAUUUUUCGUGAAAAUUCUUGACAGUAUCAAAUAAAAUCAGUCACAGGGUACACCGUGUUAUCAUUAUAUUUGUCAUCAUCAUCAUCAUUAUCAAAUGUCACCAAAAUUUGUUUUGAUAAAUUUACGGGCAGUUUUUGGUGAAAUCUUUGCUCAUUCUUUGUGGUUUAGAUCGUUUUUAUUGGAAAACAAUUGCGCAAAGUUAAUCCCGUUAAUCUUGAGUAUCAAAGUGAUCUUUUCAUCAAUUUUCACAACCUUCCAUGAUGGAACAGAAUGAUCCGGAGUCGGCCGAUUCGUGCAGCAUCACGGAAGAGGAAGUGGAACCAAAGCUCAAAUAUGUACGACUGACGAACGAUCUCAAUAAGAUCCUAAGCGAGGAAGCCGUCAGUUGCAUCGCCGUCCAUUCGAAAUUCCUUUGCUUGGGUACCCACUGGGGACGGAUUCAUAUGUUGGACCAUCAGGGUAACCGAGUCAUUACGGCGCUCAAUAUGGGCCUGCCGAACUAUAAUCCGCACACCCUGUCGGUGAACAAGAUUUCGGUGGACAGCAAGGGCGAGCACAUAGCGACCUGUUCCGACGAUGGGAUGAUCAUCAUCGAUGGCCUGUGCACGGAUGAGAACAACCAGAAGCUAAAGCUGGAUAAAGCGAUCAAAGCGGUCGAGCUGGAUCCGAUGCACUACAGGUCCGGCUCGGGACGACGUUUUCUGAUAGGCGACAACAAGCUGAUGAUGUACGAGAAAACAUUCCUCAAAGGGUUAAAAUCCACGAUACUGAGCGACUCCGAGGGACCGGUCAGUGCAAUCAAAUGGAACGGCCAAUUUAUUGCAUGGGCCAGUUCGCUGGGAGUCCACGUUUACGAUUUGAGCGAACGAUGCUCGCUAGGACUGAUCAAAUGGGAAGAACCAAAAGCAGGCAGACUGACAGACUUCCGUUGCAAUCUGAACUGGUCCAAUCAAACGACUCUGCUCAUCGGAUGGGUGGACACCAUUCGGAUAUGUGUGAUAAGAAAACGAAAUCCCAUAGAGGUGUCCAGUCGAAAUCUCCCAGCGCACAUCGUAGAUCCCAUGUCAACAUUCCAAACCGAGUUCUACGUUUGCGGUGUGGCACCUCUUGAGUCCCAUCAACUGGUCGUGCUGGGGUACUCGAAGGAGCGUGACUCGGAGACGAACAAAGCCCUACGACCAAUUUUGUGUGUUCUACAGUAUAAAGCUAGUGACUACAUUGAAAUUUGCACCGACAGUCUCUCGAUGAGGGGGCAUCAAGAGUAUAAGUGGGAUGAUUAUCAUCUGGAUUGUCUAAUAGAAGAGAAUCAGUAUUUUAUAGUGUCGCCAAAGGAUAUUGUAGUGGCUACUUUGUACGAAACGGACGAUCGCGUGAAGUGGCUGCUCGAACACGGGUGA
Messenger RNA from Aedes albopictus (Asian tiger mosquito), 1410 nucleotides. Its product is annotated as vacuolar protein sorting-associated protein 41 homolog. Lineage: Eukaryota; Metazoa; Arthropoda; Insecta; Diptera; Culicidae. The transcript is spliced from 7 exons. Gene Ontology annotation, biological process: macroautophagy; protein targeting to vacuole; cellular response to starvation. Gene Ontology annotation, cellular component: late endosome; HOPS complex. Gene Ontology annotation, molecular function: protein binding. The record is from RefSeq and is a predicted model, not a curated record. The coding region runs from base 271 to 1410 and encodes 379 amino acids.